Cuscuta epithymum is the source of this 3407-nucleotide messenger RNA. Lineage: Eukaryota; Viridiplantae; Streptophyta; Magnoliopsida; Solanales; Convolvulaceae. The record is from the annotation of a GenBank genome assembly.
UUUUGGUACUUGAGUUGCAAAGUCUCUAAUUGUUAAGAUGGUACCCUUAACAAUUGGUAUGGCGGUGAUUUGAGCCAAAGGAUGUCUUUAAGUACCUAUCCGUCACUUGACAUUGAUACGAGUCUAAUGACUCAUUCUACUUCCUUUCAGAAAUGGAGUCAAUCGGAAGGGUCACUAGGAGGAACCCGACGGGCCGUGUACCGGGUGGAUCCGAGCGCGGUAGCCGGGGGUCCACUAGGGGAUCAAGAGGAAGGGGCCGUGGAGGAACCCGACGGGCCGUGUACCGGGUGGAUCCGAGCGCGGUAGCCGGGGGUCCACUAGGGGAUCAAGAGGAAGGGGCCGUGGAGGCCAACAUCAAACCGUGAGCGAUGGCCACGUUGACACGGAGAGUGAGACCUAUUGGUCUUAUGAGGACUCAACCUACCGGCCGGAAACUGAGCCGGUUGAGACCCCUUAUGAAGGGGAUGACGACGAUAUUAGUGACGAGGAGGAAAAUGGCUCCUUGGCUAGGAUUGAAGCGCUGCUCCAACAAUACCAUCGGGAGCGCGAAGAAAGAAGGGAACGCCGGAGGCGCCGUGCGGGGCAACCUUCGGGUGGGGCUCCAAGAGGAAAGAGCUAUUGUGAUUCAAGAACCCAUGUGGAAGCGCAUGGGAGUCGAGGUGAUGGAGGUCCAACCAUAAGGAUCUCCAAAUACAUCAAAGAGGCGAGGGACUUGGGGUGCAAACCGUUCGAUGGAACGGGGGACAUCUCGGUGGCCGCGCAAUGGAUCAAGAGGCUGAACGAGGCAGCCCUUGACAUGCAACUCACCCCCGAUUUCAAACUGAGAAUCGCGGUGAGGUUACUUGAAGGGUUGGCAUCCAAGUGGUGGGAUGGAACCAAGGGCAAGUAUGGAGGGAAUGUUACUUGGGAGGAUUUUCGGCAAGAAUUCUUUGCCCAAUACUACUCAGACUUUGAGGUAAAUGCCAAGGUGAGAGAAUACACUCUUCUAACCCAAGGGGGUAACAUGACGGUGAAAGAACUUGAGCACAAGUUCAGGGACCUUGCCGACCACAUACCGGAGUAUGCUUGUGAUGAAAACCGAAUGGUGAAUCACUUUUGGGAGGCCUUGGACUUGGAGAUACGUGAUAGGGCGACUCAAUUGCCCAACAUGACUUUCAGCCAAGUGGUUGCCCAAGGGUUGAAAGGAGAGAAGCAAUGGGAAGAGAGAAAGAAGAGAGACGCCGAUGAGGCGAAGAAGAGGAAGUGGGAGAACCAUGGCCCCCAAGGUUCUAACAAAAAGGGGAACCAUGGGGGAGGUGGAUCGUUCAGAGCACCGGCACCGCCAUCCAAGGGGAACCCGGCCUUCAGCGGGCACAACUCGGGCUCACAAGCCUCAACGACGCCCAGGUGCAGGAAUUGCAACAGGAGCCACGCCGGUAAGUGUCGUGAUCCACCACGGUGCUUCCAAUGCGUGAGUACAGGGCAUAUUAAACCAAAUUGCCCUCAACUUGGUGGGAACCGAGGGGCGGGAUCAAGCGGCGCCACCACGGCGAGUAGGAGCCGAACCGGGGCACCCCAUGCUAGUGCGGGGCAAGGGGGAGCGAGCACGAGCAACGCGCCGUCCGUAAAUCAAGGGAGGACUCAAGCUAGAGUCUAUGCGAUGACCGAGGCUGACGCUCGGGCUGAUCCCGACUCCGUUGCAGGUAACCCUUUGUGACGAUUGAUAAAUUACAUGUAUUGAGUGCUAAAAGUGAUAGCGGGUUUGUACGGGCUGGCCGGGGCCGAUACCGGCCGGUUUCCUAGCAAAAAGUUGCAAAAAUUAACUGCCCAGGGGUAAACCGGCGCUGGUCGAGGCUUAAACCGGCGCCGGUUCUAAUUAAAAACCUUUGUUUUGAGGUUGCCGUGGGUCAACCGGCGCCGGUUUUGGCCCAUAACCGGCGCCGGCCAAGGGUCGGGGGGACUUGGCUUAUAAAAAUUUCAUUUUCCGGGGACGCCGUAGCAAAACCGGCGCCGGUUUUGCCCAUAACCGGCGCCGGUCUAGGGGAAAAGGGGGUCGGAAAAAUCACCGUGCUCGUAACCGGGGCCGGUUUUGGAGAAAAAAAAACUUUUUUCGAAGGUGACCGAAGGUCAACCGGCGCCGGUUUUGGCCAUAACCGGCGCCGGUCCAGUUUAAUUUGCGUGAAUCCGGCCACCCCGAAGGCAAACCGGCGCCGGUCUUGCCUAAAACUGGCGCCGGUCCAGUGUAUUUUCACCCGAAAUGUUUUUGUUAAGCCCCGUUUCGAUCCGGUACGUUGGGUGGUGUGUCUUACAUGACUUAUAUAUGUAGGAACAUUAAAGAUCAAUGGUAGAAACGCAAGAAUUCUCAUUGAUACCGGGGCACAACGUUCAUUCGUGAGUGAAGCGUUUGCCGAAAGUUUAGACUUGCCGUUGAUAGUAAUGACACAACCCUUGUUGGUCUCUACACCGUUGGGAGACGAUGUGGAGAGGAAACACUACUAUCCUUCGUGUGAGGUAGAAGUGACGGGUCAACCUUUGACUUGUGACUUCUGAUAAGUGUGAUUUGUUCAUAUAUUUUCACUCACUUUUUAUAGUGUUUCUUGUUAAACUCAGGGCAAAUUGAAACAUUUUUCUGCAUUUUUAUUGCAUUUUUGUUAAUGUUUGAAAUUAGCGAUGAAAUUUACAUUUUUAGUGAUUUGUGCUUAGUUGAAGUGUUUGGGUUGUUUUUGUGUUUGUUUUUCACUUGUGUGAUUUAUAUUUUGUAGUUUGUCAAAUUUUGUUUUUCAAUGCUCUUUUAUUAUUAAUGCAAUAAACAAAUGAGCAAAUGAGGCACAUUAAUUAAUCAAAAGAAAAAAAACUGCAGCUACGCUGCGUGAAGAAAAAGAAAACAAACAAAAAAAUUAAAGAAAAUGAAAAAGAAACAAAAAGAAAAGAAAAGAAAAUGAGAUAAGAUGGAGAGUUGCCAACAAAACAACAGGAGGGUGUGGUCGUGUGGAGUCCCAUCUUUUGGACUAUCAAAGAAAAGAACAAAAAGGGCAGCUUCAAGGAAAGAAAAGAGAGCAGGACUAGAUAGGCAACCAACUGCAAUCACUCAGCCUGGGUAGCCGCAAGUAGCUCUGGACAGAGAUGCGAACAAUUCAGUCCAGACCCUCAGCUCUCAGCCGCAAGGGAGUUUCACUCAGCGGCAAGAACUCCAGAAAAACGCAGCAGAUAUCAGAUGCAAUCGGAGGUUAAUGUGAGAUAUCAACUGCUAAGAAGUUAUGGUUUCUAUAAUUUGUAUUCAAUUUCAGUCCUAAAUGUUCUAUGCUUGAUUUGUCUUUAGAUAUAAACUUCAAUAAGCUUCAAGUUUUUAUCCCUGUAUUAUUUCAAACUCCGAAUUUCUGUUUAUUUGGAUAUUUGAGUUGUUAAUGAUGUUUAUUUACUGUUUAAUU